UGAUGUUGCCAUCUUCGGCAACAUCUUCGCUAUCGUCCGUGGAAGAACAGAAAAACGGCCAGGACGCUCCGUUUCAUCCUCCUGAAGCUGCACCUCCGUUGUAUCUCUGCUCCACCGCGAUUGCGUCCUGCUUCCGGACCUUGGACGACCAC
Messenger RNA from Amoebophrya sp. A120, 152 nucleotides. NCBI's taxonomy places the organism in Eukaryota, Dinophyceae, Syndiniales, Amoebophryaceae. The record is from the annotation of a GenBank genome assembly.